Molecule: messenger RNA, 1410 nt
Organism: Oppiella nova
Lineage: Eukaryota; Metazoa; Arthropoda; Arachnida; Sarcoptiformes; Oppiidae
Source: the annotation of a GenBank genome assembly
AUAUUCGACGGCAACAAACCGGUGCUUACGGUGGCCGACCCGGCGCUUGUCAAACAAAUUCUGGUCAAAGAUUUUGGUGUAUUCGCCGAUCGGUACCAAACACCGGGUCCGCACCCCAUCACCGGCGACGAACACUUGGGCGAAGCGCACGGCGCCGACUGGCGGCGAAUGCGCGCCGUGUGGUCGGCCAUGUUUACCGGUGCCAAACUACGGCACCUGUACCCCACUCUGACCGACUGCGUUCGCGAACUCGUGCGCUCGCUUAACGCUACCGGUGGCGCCCCAAUUGACCUAGUACCGAUAUUUGAAAAAUUCGCCAUGGACGCUUUGGUAAGCACGGGGUUCAGCGUGAAAUGUGGCGCCCAAAGUGACCCCGGAGCCAACAACGCGUUUAUGCGUAACUACAGCAUGGCGUUCAACACGGACUACGUGCGCGGCCGUACACUACAGGUCGUAUGGAAAUGGGUGCUCGAGAUGGUCGGCGUCGUCCACAUGAAAACCAAACCGUUUAACGUGUUUUACAUGGACUUCGUUCGGCGAGUAUUGGCAGAUAGGGAACGCCAUUCGGGCGGGGGUUACAGCGAUUUUAUUCAAUGUUUUAUAAAGUCCGAGAGAGACCCGAGUUUGGGAUCCAAGGCAUCGGACGCCACCAAUGAACUGCUCGUUGAUAAUGAUAAAGAUACCACGAGUGGAUUGCCUACCCAAUCAACCGGUAAGUAUCUGACCAAAGGUGAGGUGGCGUCCAAUGGGUGGCUAUUAUUCAUAUCGGGCACCGAAACCAUUACCACAACCCUGUCGUUCGUGGCGUACGAGUUGGCCCGCAAUCCGGACGUUCAGCGGCGGCUACGCGACGAGAUCGUCGCCGCCUCAGUCGACACCAAUGGGAGCGUUGGUUACGAGGCGUUGACAAGACUGCCAUAUUUGGACGCCGUUUUGUCGGAGACCCUCCGACUUCACGCGCCUUUUCAUCGCGUAAUCCGUACGGCCACCCGGGACUACACACUGCCCGGCACAGGGAUUGGCAUCAAAAUGGGUCAGAAGGUGGAGGUGCCCGUUUACGCCAUACACCAUCAGGAAGGAUACUACCCGAACACGGAACACUUUUAUCCUGAUCGUUUUCUGACCGAUUGUAAGCCGACCAUGUAUAUGCCAUUCGGUAUAGGACCGCGAAAUUGCGUAGCUGGUAGAUUCGCCAUGCUCGAAUUGAAAAUAGCCGUGGCACACAUAAUUAAGGGUUUUACGCUCGAGGUGGUUGGCAAACCGGACGCACCGGUGCCGUUGAUGAAUCGUCAAGAGGUCCAUAAGCCGUCGAGGUUAGACCUAUCAUCCAACGGAACCAGGGAUAGGGGCGGUACUGACGUACUGUUAAAGUCAACCAACUUUUGCCACAAGAACCUUACGAAUUGGUGA